UGGCUAAACCAGAACUCUUUUUCGAACCACGCUUUCCCAAAUGUUCAAAUUCAAGGGAAGACACCGAUUCACCAUUAUGAUGGGAUCUCAAAUUGGCACCAGCUCAGACCACCGGAUCUGAAGGUGAAUAAGCAAAGGAAGAGAAAAACAGGUGGAAGAACUGUUGGGGAGGAGGAAAGUGUUUCCUUUACCGCAAAGGGAAUUUUCCUGAGCCACUUUGGCGUGGUCUAUGGUGGGCCAGAAGGCGUCCUUGGAAUUUAUCUGUACACUGAGAGGAGCAAAGGAGAGGAGACUGGCAGGCAACCCACAGCAUGUAAAACAGCUCCUUUCAACUAGCAAGUGGUCUUGAAGCCUUCAGGAAGGUCGAUGGGAAAAAGAGGAGGAAAUCAACGUUAAAAGGCAAGAUCCGAGAAUCCUAACCUCCGCCGGCCACUUCUCUGAAUCUAAGAGACAGGUUCCAAAAGCCUAACCGCAGGACAGCCUAGCACCACCCACCCCUGUGAACCAUGGCGACCACCUCCCCCACAGCCGCUGUGGUGACAGCCACCGUGGUGACAACAGCAGCUGCCAUGGACUUGCGUGACUGGCUGUUCCUCUGCUACGGCCUGGUUGCCUUCCUGAGCGAAGUGAUUGACAGCACCACCUGCCCAUCUGUUUGCCGCUGCGACAACGGCUUCAUUUAUUGCAAUGACCGGGGCCUGACCUCCAUCCCAGCUGACAUCCCGGACGAUGCCACCACCCUAUACCUGCAGAACAAUCAGAUCAACAAUGCCGGCAUCCCCUCCACCUUGAAGAAAAAGCUAAAUGUUCAGGUCAUCUACCUCUAUGAAAAUGACCUGGAUGAGUUCCCCAUCAAUCUGCCCCGUUCACUGCGGGAGCUUCACCUCCAGGACAACAACGUCCGGACCAUCGCUCGAGACUCCCUGGCGCGCAUCCCUCUCCUGGAGAAGCUGCACCUGGACGACAACUCCGUCUCCACUGUCAGCAUCGAAGAUGAUGCCUUUGCGGAUAGCACACGCCUCAAGUUGCUCUUCCUCUCUCGCAACCACCUCAGCAGCAUCCCCUCUGGCCUGCCCCGCACCCUGGAGGAACUGAGGCUGGACGACAACCGCAUAUCCACCAUCCCCCUCCAUGCCUUCAAGGGGCUGAUCAGCUUGCGGCGCCUGGUGCUAGAUGGCAACCUCUUGGCCAACCAGCGCAUUGCAGACUGACACUUCAGCCGCCUCCAGAACCUCAGCGAGCUCUCACUGGUGCGUAACUCUCUGGCAGCCCCACCUCUUAACCUGCCCAGCGCCCAUCUGCAAAAGCUGUACCUCCAAGACAAUGCCAUCAGCCACAUCCCCUACAACACCCUUUCCAAGAUGAGGGAACUGGAGAAGCUGGACCUGUCCAACAACAACCUGACCACUCUGCCCAAGGGUCUCUUUGAUGACCUUGACAGUCUCUCCCAGCUCCUGCUGAGGAACAACCCCUGGUACUGCGGCUGUAACCUCAUGUGGUUGAGGGACUGGGUCAAGGCCCGGGCUGCUGUGGUGAAUGUGAGAGGGCUGAUGUGCCAAGGCCCCGAUAAGGUCAGAGGCAUGGCCAUCAAGGACAUCACCAAUGAGAUGGAUGAGUGCUUUGACGUGGGCCCGCAGAGCAAUUCGGGGGUGGUGGUGGCAGCCAAGACGACUGCCAGCAAUGCUGCCGUCACAACCCCGCAGGGCUCCCUUUUCACCCUCAAGGCCAAGAGGCCUGGCAUCCAACUGCCAGAUUCCAAUGUUGACUAUCCAAUGGCCACUGGCGCUGGAGCCAAAGCACUGAUUCUGAACGUCAAGCCACUAACCGCUGACAGCAUCCGCAUUAGCUGGAAGGCAAUGUUCCCGGCAGCCUCUUUCCGCCUGAGCUGGCUGCGCCUGGGCCACAGCCCGGCCGUGGGCUCCAUCACAGAGACCCUGGUACAAGGCGACAAGACAGAGUACUUGCUGACAGCCCUGGAGCCCAAGUCCACCUAUAUCAUCUGCAUGGUCACCAUGGAGACGGGCAGCACCUAUGUGCCUGAUGAGACCCCAGUGUGUGCCAAGGCCGAGACGGCAGACAUGUACAGCCCCACCACCACCCUCAACCAUGAGCAAAACAUGGACCCAAUGGCUGGGCUGCCGUUGGCAGGGAUCAUUGGUGGGGCGGUGUCCUUGGUCUUCCUCUUCCUAGUAUUGGCUGCCAUCUGCUGGUAUGUCCACCGGACGGGAGAGCUGCUGACACGGGAGCGAGGCAGUCGGAAGAAAGACGACUACGUGGAGUCGGGCACCAAGAAGGACAACUCCAUCCUAGAAAUCAGAGGCCCCGGGUUGCAGAUGCUUCCGAUCAACCCGCACCGGGCAAAGGAGGAAUACGUCAUCCAUACCAUAUUCCCAUCCAAUGGAACCAGUCUUUACAAAAGCACCCACACCAUCGGCUACGGCACAACCCGUGGGUACAGAGACGGUGGAAUUCCAGACAUAGACUACUCGUAUACAUGAUGUAGAAUCCCCUCCCUCCUCCCACAUACAUCCCUCCUGACCCCCUCAACCGCCCAGCCACUUCUCUGUUUUUACCCCCCCUCCCUGUCCACACACACAAACACGUACACCAAGGUUUUGUUUUUUUGCCAAGGUGGAAAAAAAAUGGCAAAACACAAAAACUAUUUUCCAAGCAGAACCAGGUGGAACAAAAGGGGAGGGGAAGAAAGUUUUACAAAAAAAAAGAAAAGAAAAAGCAAACAAAAACAAAGCCUAUUUUGUAGAAAACCAACAAAAAACACACACACAAAGGUUUUAAAAAAAAGUAGACAUGGAGUGGGGCAAAGACAUAAUUUAUAUUUAAUAUACCAGAUUAAAAAAAAUACAUAAACAUACAACUCAGACCAUCAAGGAACAUUGGGUUGUUGUUGGGUCCCACCCCUCCCCCUGAGGGGGGGCAGGGGGAAGACCUGGAAGAAGGGAAGGGGGAAAGUGAAAAUGAAAAACAAAAAUGCUACCUGUUUUAUCUUUCUUCCUGUAUAAAUCCUCUAUUUUGUUCAGGAGUUAGAUUAUAAAAAAAAAACAUCAAAAUGUC
Messenger RNA from Lacerta agilis (Sand lizard), 3072 nucleotides. It is a transcript of the gene FLRT1, whose product is annotated as fibronectin leucine rich transmembrane protein 1. The record is from RefSeq and is a predicted model, not a curated record. NCBI's taxonomy places the organism in Eukaryota, Metazoa, Chordata, Lepidosauria, Squamata, Lacertidae. Gene Ontology annotation, molecular function: protein binding. The transcript has 3 exons.